AUGGCUCUUAACUACAGUUCAAUUGAUGACGAUGGUGCUUUCUCAUUCCGAAAUCUUGAAAGAAAUUCAAAACUUGAAAAGAUGGGACUCAAGAUGCCAAGUUUCCGUAAAACUGGUACUACAAUUGUAGGAGUGACCACUCGUGAUUGUGUUAUUUUGGCUGCUGACACACGUGCUACAUCUGACACAAUAGUUAUGGAAAAAAACUGUGAAAAAAUACAUUAUAUUGGAAAAUAUAUGCAUUGUUGUGGUGCUGGUACAGCAGCAGACACUAUGCAAGUUACUCGUAUGGUAUCUGCCAAUGUUUCAUUGCAAGCAUUCAAGUUUCCCGAUGAAAUGGUUCCAGUUGUUUUUGCUGCUAGAUCUCUUCGUCAAUAUCUGUUUAAAUACAUGGGUUAUGUUUCUGCUGCUUUAAUUUUGGGAGGUAUUGAUGACAAUGGUUCACAUUUAUAUUCUAUUUAUCCUCAUGGUUCAAUUGAUAAAUUACCUUACAUAUCUAUGGGAUCAGGAAGUAUGGCUGCUAUUUCUGAACUAGAAAGUCGUUGGAAUGAAAAUUUAACGGAAGAAGAAGGCAUGAAACUUGCAUGUGAUGCUAUUUUGGCAGGUGUGUUCAAUGAUCUUGGUUCUGGAAGUAAUGUAGACUUAUGUAUCAUUAAAAGAGAUGGGACUCGUAUGCUUAGGAACUACUUGACACCCAAUAAAAAACCAGCUACUUCUAAAUAUAUCUACCCGGCUGGUUUGACUAAAGUGUUAGCCAAAAGUGAAAUUAAAUUUCAAAUUACCGAAGAAACUGUCAUGGAAGUGGAUGCUUAAUUUUCAAUUUUUAAUAUGAUUUUAUAUGCAUAAUUUAAAAUGUUAAAUACAUAUUUCAUUUCUCCAGUUAA
This is a messenger RNA of Sipha flava (yellow sugarcane aphid), 884 nucleotides long. RefSeq names its product proteasome subunit beta type-7 (gene Prosbeta2). Lineage: Eukaryota; Metazoa; Arthropoda; Insecta; Hemiptera; Aphididae. Gene Ontology annotation, cellular component: proteasome core complex. Bases 1 to 813 code for a protein of 270 amino acids. The record is from RefSeq and is a predicted model, not a curated record. The transcript has 6 exons.